GCGAGAAUUAAAUCUACAGAGUGCUCGGAGAUGUUUCACCGUGAAUGAUAAUACACAUUCUUCGAUAAUCUCGUAGAUUCAACACAGCAGACGUAAACCUUCGACAUAGAUGGCGGACUUCUAUCCCCAAGAAGACAACCCAACAGUCACCAUCCUACUGCUCGGAGACUCGGGUUGCGGCAAGUCGACCUUUCUAUCGAGCCUCAAAUCCAACCACCGUCGACUCCAGGGUCAAGGAAGAGGAGGAGGAGGAGGAGGAGGAGGAGGGGGAGAUAACGUCCCACUCCGAGACAGCGACCAACCAUUUCUGUACGACAUCCGCUUCUCGAAGAAGUCCUUCACCCUCGAGGUCUACGACACCGCCAGUCCGAACCAGCACUGGUCAACUCUCCGACCGGACGUGGUGCUCUUGGCGUUCGAUGUCUCUGACCGCGAGACGCUGAACGGGCUGAAGGGGUGGCGACACGAUAUCAUCCGGUAUUUCCAACGCGGCGAUGGCGAGCGCAUUCCUAUCAUGGUGGUUGGAUUGAAACGGGACCUUAGGGUAGAGAGUGAGGGGGUUAUCUAUCCGCAGGAGUCGUACCGCAUCGCCCAGGAACUCCGUUGUGAUCGAUAUGCUGAGUGCUCUGCUGUUACUGGGGAGUUGCUGGCGGAGACAUUUGAGGAUAUCGCGCGGAUGGCGGGGAUGACGUUGACGGCUGCGGGGGGCCAGAGUAAAGGGGGUUGCGUUGUCUGUUGAUUCUUCUGUUGACUUAUGUUUUGGUGAUACCCUUUUUGGUCUUGAAUUUUGUUGUCUAUGGUUGAAGUGUGCUGAGGGGGUUUUUUAUGCGGGUUCAAGUUCUUGAAUUGGUAUAAAAGGUUGGUGAGUGUUUGUGUAUACAAGGGAGGGGGAGAUGGUAUGGAGUACUUGUAGAAGGCUGCAUGAAGCGAGUUCACUUGAUAGUAUUAUAGUCUGGGAAGACAUAGCCAG
Molecule: messenger RNA, 970 nt
Organism: Aspergillus saccharolyticus JOP 1030-1
Lineage: Eukaryota; Fungi; Ascomycota; Eurotiomycetes; Eurotiales; Aspergillaceae
Product: putative Rho-like small GTPase
Exons: 4
Coding region: 110-739 (209 amino acids)
Molecular function (GO): GTPase activity; GTP binding
Source: RefSeq, a predicted model, not a curated record